This is a messenger RNA of Colletotrichum abscissum, 2001 nucleotides long. RefSeq names its product transcription factor regulator. NCBI's taxonomy places the organism in Eukaryota, Fungi, Ascomycota, Sordariomycetes, Glomerellales, Glomerellaceae. Bases 1 to 2001 code for a protein of 666 amino acids. The transcript is spliced from 4 exons. The record is from RefSeq and is a predicted model, not a curated record. Gene Ontology annotation, molecular function: DNA binding; zinc ion binding. Gene Ontology annotation, biological process: DNA-templated transcription.
AUGGCCCGGUCACACACUUGCAGCUUCGUCACGCAGCGGUUGAGCAUAUCCCCAGGAGUACUACAGUCGCCUAUAAGAGACUACGACGAAUCAUUGGCAGAGCUGGGUCCCAGCCCGAGCCCCGAUCCCCUUGCUGAUGUCCCGGACACCACACAGUCAUCACGUCGGGAUCUCUGCUCCGACAGUGACGCUCCCGAGAACUUCAUGUGGCCACGAUUUCUAUCCAGACUUAGAAACGCAUUCUAUCUCGAGCCAAAUUCGUCACCCGCCGAGAGAGAAAUUGCUAGACUUGAAGCUCGCUCGUCGCGAGCCACUGCCUCUCACCAGUCUGCGGAAGCAAUCCGCUUGCAGGCGGCCACUGAAAGCCUCCCACCCAGAUCUGUAGCCAUCUUUCUGAGCAAGCUCUGUAUUCAACAUGGAACCGACUGCUUCUUCUACUUUGAUCAACCUUCUUUCUUGGCUGAGGUGGAGGAGUUUUACAACGACUUGAGCUCACCUCUUCGACGGGAUCCCAGCUUCCUAUGUCUUUUGCUGUCAGUUCUUGCUCUGGGAGCUCACUGGAGUCCGCGAGCCCGACCAUCCGCUCUGUCUGGGUCUCUUCAAAUUCCAGCGGAAGACCCUGGACAGGUAUUUUGCGGUCAUGCUCGGAUCUUGAUGGCAGACACCAUGGAUAGAGUGAGUAUGUACUCUGUCAAAGCGGCGUUCGUCCUUGGGAUAUACCUUAUGCCGUCGAGUGCGGUAGGGGCCUCAUACCUGUAUAUGGGUCUUGCCUUGAGGAAAGCCAUCGCUCUUGGACUGCAUCACGAAUCAGAAGAGCCGGACACCGACAGCCAUGAGAGGGAAACGAGACGAAGGUUAUGGUGGGCUAUAUUUUCUCUCGAAAGAUCGAUAUCUCAGGAUGUCAUGACAGCUCAUCUGCCUCAGCGCCGAGCAACUGAUGCCCUGCAAAGCUUCGAUAACUUGGAUCACCAAGUAGCCAACGCGCAAUUUGUCAAAAUCAUUGACACUCUCAUUGAGCCGGCUACGUGGUCAAGCAAUUCUCAACCCCCUCUGCAAGACUUUGAGAUUUCACUAAAAACCUGGAAACGAUCUCUGCCUCCCAACUUACGUCUCCCAAACGUGGAACCUCGCUCGCCAUACUAUCGCGCCGUAUUCCACCUCUACCUGAACUACUACUUUGCUUGGAUUGCGAUAGGUAAAACUUCUGUCGUGACAAAGAUUCGGAGCCAUUUACGGUCAGCUGCAUCAGGCUUACCGGAGCCUCAAACGACGAAAGAUGAUGAUAUAACGCGGCAAUUCAGAUCAUGUGGCAUCGCGGCAAAGAAGAUGUUGAACAUACUCGAAGACGCUAGUCAAUCUGGAAACAUGGCCCCAAGAUCCUUUACGGACUUUCAGGGUUGCAGUAUCGCCACAAUCAUCGUGAUACUUACCGGCAUUCUGGAGCGAGACUCGGCCUACGAUGCCCGAGUCGCCUUCGGUCUGCGCUGUCUCAGAAGGAUGGCUGACUUGCACAUGGCUGGUCGAAUGGCAGUACGAUUUGUAGAGGCACUCAUCUCCAUCGCCGAGGAGGCACGGGCCAAGGCCAAGCCGUUCGGUUCGACACAAUUCGAUGGGGAUGUCAACCAAGAGGCUUCUGAGUACCUUCUCUGGACAGACUGGCUGAACAGGAACACAGACACAUCUGGAACUGAAAGAAAUCGAUCCAAUGCAACCAGACAACGGUCGCGUGCUCAUUCAGAAGCUGCACAAGCUGCUUCUGGCGCAUCGCCAAUGUGGGAGGAAGCUGCUGCAUUGCUCCAGCUUCGAAACCCAUCUACACCCAACCAAGCACUCGUGGUUGAAGAUGUUGCACUGCCAACGGCUGCGCCUGAGUUACCAGAAGAGGCACCGUUCGAUCUAGGUCUGGAUGCUGACUUCCCUCCGGCCACUUUUGCCGAGAAUCACAUGCAACUGAUGGGUCUCACUGGUAUGGACAUGUUGGAUUUUACAUUUGACAUCUAA